UGGGCGAGAAGUUGACAAGAAUUGUCUAUAAAAUACCGUCUCCCCUUCGCGGAACAGAAACAUUUUUUCAUCACAGCACCCAACACUCCAAAGUCAACAGACCAAGCAAACUACUACUACCUACUCACUUCUCAACUCAAUCCACACUCAGUCUUGUCAAGAUGGUUCAAAUGACGGCAGUCUUGUUCCUCGCGGCGGCGAACUCCGUCCUUGGAGGUGUGGUCCCCUACAAGUCCUUUUACCCUAAGGUCGUCACCGUAACCGAGGUCGAGACAUCGAUCACCACUGCCACCGAGGUCGAGACAUCGAUCACCACUGCCACCGAGGUCGAGACAUCGAUCACCACUGCCACCGAUGUCGAGACAUCGAUCACCACUGCCACCAAGGUCGAGACCGUAGUGGUACCCUCCCCCACUACGGUUACGGUCACUGUCACCAAGAAGCAUGGAAAAGGUCAUCACAAGUACCCGUACUACUAUGUGACCGCCACUCCGACACCCAGUGAGACUCCCAGUGCUUCUGAGACUCCCAGUGCCUCUGAGACUCCCAGUGCCUCUGAGACUCCCAGUGCCUCUGAGACUCCCAGUGCCUCUGAGUCUCCCAGUGCCUCUCCGACACACUAUGCCUGGAACAGGCUGUAAAGCCCCGACGCCUCAUGCACGAAACAUUGCGCUAUGUUUCGUGAAAGUUUAUGGUCACCUUGAGGGCCAUGAGAUGUUUGCUUGCAUGACUUUGGGGGAUAAAAGAGAAGCAGAAGAUGGUACUACACUAGGUAUCAACGAAGGUGAAAGUCUUGCGGCUUUUGACUUGGCGGAAGGGAUACAUCAAUGUAUUUCGAACAUUUGGGAGACCCCAGUGUUCAAAGGCGCCGGUGUAUACUUGGCAUUCCGGCUGGACCAUGUCCGGUCCGAAGUGCCAGACACAGCAUCGGGUCUUAGAUACCUAGGUAGUUUAGUCAUCUAAAGAGAAAAGGUCC
This is a messenger RNA of Neurospora hispaniola, 976 nucleotides long. RefSeq lists its product as uncharacterized. NCBI's taxonomy places the organism in Eukaryota, Fungi, Ascomycota, Sordariomycetes, Sordariales, Sordariaceae. The record is from RefSeq and is a predicted model, not a curated record. The transcript is spliced from 2 exons. Bases 162 to 641 code for a protein of 159 amino acids.